AUGGAGAAGGCGGAUUCACCCAUUAUGGUGGACGUCAAUGGACAUGGAACCCGCUGUGCGAGCGUAGCCGCCGGUGCCAACAUAGGAGUCGCUCAGGGCGCGACCGUAGAGAGCAUUCGGGUAGCUGGAUCCGAUGGGUUAGCCGCGGCUGACGACGUCCUCGCAGGGCUUGACGACGUUCAACGGUGGUGGAACAACAACCCGGGUUCUAAGUGUGUCGUCUCCUACUCACUGAUUUCCACGUCAUUUAGUACGACACUCAACUAUGCUUUCGGGAACCUCAGCGCGAAUACCGAUUGCGUGGUCGUCGUGGCAGCUGGAAACCAAGGUGCGGACAUCAGCAUGGCUGAUGCCUGUAACUACUCACCGUCUGGAUCACCUGAUGUUAUCACGGUCGGAGGGUCGAGAAACCGUAUGAAUGGCGCGAGCGAUGAUCGUAUCGGAAUCUCCAAUUACGGUCCUUGUGUCGACAUCUACGCCCCAGCAAGAAAUAUCGACCUCGCUGCCCCUUCCGGAAGCAGUAAUUCCAACUACUUAAGAUCAUCCGGCACCUCCUUUGCAACCCCUGCGGUGGCAGGUGCUGCCGCCAUGAUUCUGUCCACCACUAGCCUGACACCUACUGGGAGUGAGACAAUGACCGAUCUCGUCCUGGACAUCCUUAUUGCGACAAGUGCCAAGGACAAGCUGACGAGUCUUCCAGCUAGCAACGCCGCGGUUUUACCUUCCAAUAACCGCCUUCUGAACGUUGUCAGCAAUACUUACUACGCAUAAACCCCCGGUGGGUGUAGUUGGUGAUGACAAUGUACCAUGGUAAUUGACAUUGUCAUUUUCAUUGUCUUUGUCUUUGACAUGGUCAUUGUAACCCUGGUAGAAGACAACUUAAACUUUGAAUUGAUUAAUAGCUGAUUAAAACAUAGAUGAAUUAAUAUAAGUAACGGUAUCAAACGCUUCUAUCUUUUAUUUAAAUGAACAUUUCGUUUUAUUUUCUCGAUAUUAUUGGUGGUUAGUUUUCGUUUCUUGCUAAAACUGUUUUUAACUAAUCUUUCUUCUUUCUAUCAUGAUAUCACAAAUUCGUACUUCAAACAAAAAAUACUGUAGCAGUACAAUUUCAUUAUUCAGGGGGGGGGGGGGUCGGUGAGGUUUAGACAAUUCUGCUAUUCACAGGAUCAUUUACAAGUAUCUUCAUUUCUAGAUUAGAGUAUGUAGUUUUUUUACGUAUUGCCAUACAUGCUGUCCCUUUUUCUUUACCAUGUAUUCUAAAUAUUGAAAAUUAAGCUAUGAAAUGAUGAUAAUAAACGAAUGAUAUUGUUAGUUAGCAUA
This is a messenger RNA of Strongylocentrotus purpuratus (purple sea urchin), 1320 nucleotides long. Its product is annotated as subtilisin-like protease 2. NCBI's taxonomy places the organism in Eukaryota, Metazoa, Echinodermata, Echinoidea, Camarodonta, Strongylocentrotidae. The coding region runs from base 1 to 771 and encodes 256 amino acids. The record is from RefSeq and is a predicted model, not a curated record. The transcript has 5 exons. Gene Ontology annotation, biological process: proteolysis. Gene Ontology annotation, molecular function: serine-type endopeptidase activity.